This is a messenger RNA of Oncorhynchus nerka (sockeye salmon), 8813 nucleotides long. Its product is annotated as kinase non-catalytic C-lobe domain-containing protein 1-like. Gene Ontology annotation, biological process: regulation of dendrite morphogenesis; small GTPase-mediated signal transduction. The record is from RefSeq and is a predicted model, not a curated record. NCBI's taxonomy places the organism in Eukaryota, Metazoa, Chordata, Actinopteri, Salmoniformes, Salmonidae. Gene Ontology annotation, cellular component: neuronal cell body; guanyl-nucleotide exchange factor complex; dendrite. Gene Ontology annotation, molecular function: guanyl-nucleotide exchange factor activity.
CCUGUGAGAUACAAUUCAGCCUCUUGAGAAUUGAAGGAAAAGUAUGAAACACAGAGAGACGAAAGAUACAUUGUAAAAAAAAUAAUAAAAAAUCUAGCAAUUUUUUGGGGGAAGAAUAGCUUCUCUUGGCAACCAUGAAUACACGCCACUGCGGAGCGAAUCUUGUAUGUAGGGCAGCGCAGGCAACGCCUCUUCAAAACAAAUUGUAUAUAGGCUGUAGUGUCGUGCAUAGUGUAGCCCUUGCUGGGAGGACUUGAGAACUGCAGUUCAUGAUCGCAAUGUCAGUUGUUUCUGUGGAAGUGCGGCAGUUGUUGCCAUGACAGCAUGUAGUUGGUAAAACUCCCCUAUGUGCCAUCAAUUAUUAGCAAUGUGCUACACAUUCAAACGCAUUGCUCUGGUCGUUUUUCAGCUGUCUUUCGCCUGUUUUGGAAUUAAAAGAACCGCAGUGACAGUGAACGUUUUGUGGAACGCCGCAUCGCGUUGCAACUUGCUGGUAGAACGAGGAACAUUUUGAAAAAGUAGCCGGCGCUGUCCGUGUUCGGAAAACCUAUUCAUGUAACGUUAAUCUUUCAUUCACGUAAUCUUUCCUGACCUGAUACACUGUUACCAGGACAGUAAGCGAAAGGGGAAAAGCUUUACAGUAGGUUUAAGGCUAUGGGAGUGACACUGCACUCACCCCAUUCUACAAACAUCCACAGUCUUGAUUAAAACGAAAUACAAUGGGGACGUCUGGAACUGAUGCAGUCGCAUUCUCAGGGGAGGAGGAAGAAGAGGAGGAAUACUAUGAAGUUGAGCAUCUGCCUCCACUCCUUGAAGAUGAGGAGAACGUGUCCCUGGCGGAUAUCCUGUCGUUGCGGGACAUCUGUCUGACGGAGCAGGAGGUGUGGGCGGUGUGUGUGGAGUGUGUCCUGGCCUUGCAGAGUAUCGCCUCAUCACCCCUGUUCCACACCCUGUGCAUCACGCCCGACACCCUGGCCUUUAACGCCCAUGGCAACGUGUGCUUCAUGGAGCAGCUCAGUGAUGACCCCGAGGGCUCGUUUAUACCUCCAGAGUUUGACAAGACUGGCAGUACCUUUGAGGGACAUGUGUACUCUCUGGGCUCCACCCUCUCUGCCGCGUUGGACUUUGUCAUUGAGCCAGAGCUGGAGGCAGAGCUGGGGGAGGAGAUUCAGAGACUGCUGGAGCAGAUGCAAGAGGAGGGGCCAGAGGACAGGCCACUCCCCCAGGACCUCCUCUCCCUUGCAGAGGAAAAGCUAGUAGAUACCUCUUCCACAGCCCUGUGCCGGAAACUCUCUUCUAUAGGACGAAGAGUUCUGUCAAUCGAAUCCGUCGCAACAUUUCAAGAUGGGUGGCGUGGCUCUUGGGAGGCUCGAUGGCAGCAGCCCAAACCCAACUGGCAGCUCCACAAGAGCAUCGACUCUGAGGACAGUAGCUCCAAAAACCAGGGCAUUGUCUCACAUACCACGGCAGAGAACCCGGACUUAAACGACUCCAACGGCCUGCAUCGGCAUCACGUAUGUGGAGCCUGGGACUCCACCCUUUGGGCUGACGGUAUGGGGGAUGUGGAAGAGAAUGGAUGUGUCAGAGGGGAGGACAUGUUUGGUUCUCAGUUGGAUAGCAGAUCUCAGAAUAGUUCUCCUGUACACAGGAGGGCUCAGGAGAGGGCUGGGAGGGUGAGGGGGGUUCUGAAUCGUUCCUGCUCCGUUCCAGACUCCAAUAAUCCCCCCGCAUUCCCGCCCGCGCCCCAUGGGGAUAUCAGUGUCAAUGUAUCGGACCUCACGGAGAUAGGAGCUGAGGAAUGCAUGGGGCACAGGUCUGUUUGGAGCACGAGAGGGGACCGAGAGAAGGCCCCUUAUGAGUGCAAUGACUCUGAGCAAUGGGACUCAGCGAGAGACAGUGAGACAUUCGAAGGGGAAAGAGAUUCUACCCUGCCCAUAUGUGGUGCUGAAACAGAUUCAGACAGUCAAAGUGGAACACGAGAUGAAACCUCUUCGUCCCGCCCAGCUCAAGACCCGGACAUGUUGGUCGACUCUGCUUGCAACAUGACUUCAACCUCAAACCUUUACACUCCCAAUAAUCACAUGACUAAAAGCAUGCUGUGCCUCAAUGAACAAUCUCAGGAUGAGUGGAUCUCUCUGAGGGAUCUACUCACACGGAGUGGGCAGAGACUGUCUGUGAAUGAGCUAUGGGCCCUGUGUCAUACCUGCCUCUCCACACUGCAGACCUACUUAGACUACCCAGCAUACCUGUGCCUGGAUACAAUGUACGUGGGUUGUGAGGGAGAAGUUCUCUUCUUGAAACCAAAAAACACAGGAUCCUGCGAUGCGUUUUAUCUGGCCCCUGAAUUCCAGGAGCAUGGAAUCGUAACUGAAAAGGCCUGUGUUUAUGGGGUGGCUGCCAUCCUAUGGGCCACGGCCAAGUUCAACCUGUCAGCCAAUCAGAAGCUGGCUAUGCCCAGGAAGUUGAAGAUGCUGCUGCUGGAGAUGGCCAAGAGGACGCCCAUCGAAAGACCUUCCAUUGUCGUAGCUAAAAAGAGCUGUCGGGAUUAUCUAUCACGCCUAGGAACGAACGCUGAGACAGUGUGGACGAAUCUGAUCAACAGAGUCCACCCGCCACUCACAAAGGACAUUGAUGCAGAGGAUCAGAAUGGAUUGGACAGUAGAGUAAACUCAAGUCAGGAAUCAACACGUAUCAAGAGUGGGUUUGUGCCCAUGGCCACUGAGAGCCGAUUGGCUCCUGUACCUGGCCCUGUUCCCCAUAGCUAUCCAAUUAACGGAGCCCCCCAGCUUCCAGAGGCCUUCACUUCCCUUGCCACACACUUCAACCCCAUCGUCCUGACCAGGGAGGGGGACACUGAGGAAACUCCCCUUCCUGCUUCAGACAUUGAGGAGACUAUAAGUGAAGUCACAAGAGGCAAUGACAUCGAGCCUGUGCAAGAGGCUAAGGACCGAGAAACCCCCUCACACCUUGAGGACCUACCCCUACCUCAGUCAGAUAGAGACCUACAGGACAACGGACAGGACAGCCCUGCCAAUCAAAGGAGCGUGGUCACACGCAACCUUUCCUCCACUGCCUCAAGCGGCAGGACAUUGGUCAACUCUCCACCUCCCACCUCCCCCAAACUCAGCAACCAGAGGACUCCCGUUUCCGACCACCCACUCCCUCCUUCGACCACCCAAUUGACUUUGUCUUCCUCUUGCCAAUCGUCAUCCUGCUCUCAUCUGACUGGUGGUGGUGUUUUCAACAACUUCCUAUUGCGUCAGGACCCUUUAACAGGGCACUUAACCCUGGUGCCAGUGCAGAUAACAGUCCCUGAGUCCCUCCAUGGUCUGGAGCUCAAUCUGCCCCUGACCUCAAGCUCCAGCUACCUCCAGGGUCAACCCACACAUCCACGGGGCCCUAGAGACCAUCUGACCCCUGGCCAGGGAGCUGAACCUCUUUUGGAAUGCCUUAAUGGCAGACCCUCGGGCCCCAAAGCGUCCAUGCCCCAUCCCCACAAUGGAGAAGGAGGUCCAAGGACAGGAGAAGGUGAGGGUGAACACCUAUCAGAGUCCCAUGGACCCCCUCAGGGAGACUCACUUCCUCCCCCCUCCCCCCUGAUGAACCCUUCCCUACAAGAGGUUAUUGGCCUACUCAGGGCAGAGUUUGCCUUUGAUGGCUAUCUGGAGAAUGGUGUAGAGGAUCUAGCAAUGGGGGAGUAUUUCCUGUCUCUGAAGGACCUACAGUACCAGACAUUCUGCAAUGUUGUGAAGGAGAAGUUAUGUGACCUUUACUGGGAUGAGGACUUAUUGGGAGUGCUACACUGUGUGGUCAACUACAGCCAAUUAUCUCUAAGCUCUAAUGAACAGUCUCCAUCAAAGCCAUGGCAAAGGGCAGCCACCUCACCCCUGAGUGCUACCAGCUGUAUAGCAGAGGAGAGGGAGCUGGAGAGAGUUGUUGUGGAAACAGGCACAGGAUUGAGAGCUGCUGAGUGUUUGGUUAAGGGGGCUAUGGAGAGUGCCGAGCAUCCAGUGGGGGGCGGCGAUGAAAGCCCCUCUGAAGCUGACUCUCUAUGGGGGACGGACGAGCCACUGAGGUGGGACCCCGAGGACCAGAUGAGCCCUGACUGCUGCGAGGACAUGGAGGACACAGAAUCUCUGGUGUCUCAUUGUCUCCUCUCCCCCAGCUCAGGAGCAGAGGUGUCCAGCCACAGCCCAGCCUGGGCCCUGGCCUUCUAUGGAGGGGACUGUUUUAGUCAGGAUGUGGUGGAAUAUGCUAGGAACUUGGGACAGCAUAGUGAGUCCCCGUGCCUGGAGCUGAAAACACAGGAGCUUCAACAGCAGCUUAUGAUCGAGACGAAGAGUCUGAAAAAGACCAGACAUUUCUACCAAAAGCUGCUCCAUCAAGAGAGAAAAAACAAACGUUCGGAUGCUAGAUUGAUGGUGUCCAAAGUCAAAGUCCAGCUUGAGGAGUUGAGGUCCAAAGUGGAGUUUCUAGACUCUAUAAAGAAAUAUCUGGAGGUUCUGAGUGUGGAUCAAUGGGGUGUGGAUGUGUCCCUCCUUCCCUCCCUGGCAGCCUCUGAUCCAGGGAGCCCUCUGGAUCUCCAGCCCUCAGAGGAGCCUGCCGUGUUGGGAUUGGUGUCUUUGUCUGGGGCAGGGACAGGGAAGAGCAGCCUGCAGGCCGCCACACCCCUGGAUUUCAUGUCCUACCUCUAUGCCAGAAAUGCUCCGUUGGAGGGUUACAUCCAACAGUUCCUGUACACUUACCGCUAUUUCUGUACCCCUCAAGAACUCCUUCAGUUCCUGAUGGGCAAAUUCACCAGUGCAGCAGCAGGAGGUGAUCCAGAUGUGUCAGGGGACAGUGCUAAGGUGUACCACCGGAGUCUGGACGUGCUGCAAACCUGGCUGACUGACUACAUAAUGGUGGACUUCAGCCCCAAGUCCAGCCUGCUGAUGACCCUGGAAAACUUCCUCACCACUGAAGUGUCUCCGUUAGACAGUAGAGGAGAGAGACUUUUGACCACUCUUCAGAGGUCUCCCAGGAAGAGGUGGAGCCAAGGCUGUGGGAGCCCAAUCAGCAUGCAGGAGGAUGAUGAUGAUGCACUGUCUGUCCAUACCUCAUGCAAAAAAUCAGCUAUUGAGUACUCUGGAAGGAAGAGCUUCCAGUGGAGGAUAUCCAGGGUGGUUGAGCCCCAGUCGACCCAGCCUAAAGACAAGGCCUACUCCAUAGCAGCAGCCCUGCCCCGGCCCUACUACACCUCGAUUAUGGAUGACAUCUCCAGUGCCUGCCUUAGAAGCGAGGAGAGACACCCCUUUAGUCAGAGUGAACACAGCGCCCAACACACGGCACGGCAACUCACUCUACUGCAGCAGGAAAUGUUUCAAGGCUGUCACCCAAUUCAUUUCCUCAACUCUAAAUCUCAAGGAGUCAGGGACAAAGCUGUUUGUGUCACCAAACAUGCGUCACACUCUGUUCCUCCAGUAGAGGGCAGCAGUCUAUUUGUUCAUGAAGGGACUCCACAGGACAGCCACCUCCAACAGCUACUGAGAUAUGCUGACAGCGUCUCCAAUUGGGUCUCUGCAGAAAUCGUCAUCUGUGAUUCGAUAAAGAUCCAAGCGGCUUUGCUCACCAAGUUUCUCCUAAUUGCCAAACACUGCUAUGAAUCAAGAGACUUUGCCACAGCAAUGCAGGUCCUUGGAGCCCUGGAGAAUGUGAUUGUCAUGCAAUUACCGGUUUGGAAACAUCUGUCUACCAAGGUGUGUGAGGUCCUUGAGGAUCUGCGAGCCGUGCAGGUCUUUCUGAAGAGUGAUAACCUGUGUCUGAUGGGAGGAGAGCAUGUGAGGAGGAGACCCACCCUCCCUGCUGUCCACAUCCUGGCCAUGCACAUCCAGCAGCUGGAGAUAGGAGCCUUCACUCUGACCAGUGGCGCCUACAAGUGGCCAAAACUCAGAACCAUAGCCAAGGUGGUGAGUCAGGUGCAUGCAUUCCAGGAGACGGUGUACUCCUUCACUCCUGACCUGGGGCUGCAGGCCUACAUCAGACUAAGAAUAGCCCACCUCAGUGGCUGUGACAUUCCCCUGCUGGCUGCAGACAACGAGGCCAACUUCCACCACAACCCCACUGACCGACACACCCGCAGGAUCCAGGACACACUGAAGAGGGUGAAGGCCACCUUCCAGUGACCCGCAUCCUUGCUAAUCUAGGAUCAAUUUGGUCUAUUAAGUCAUAAUGAAUAUGAUUAUAUGGACAGAGAGGACCUAUUCCUAGCCCAGGUCAGACAACUACUCAACAGACUUCGAACCCCCCACACCCCACUGGGUUCCUAUAGUAGCAGGGACUGGGUGGGUGUCUGGGAAAAACUGUUCAUUUUUCUCUGUUUAUUGGUAAUAUAUUUUUUUUGUAAGAAUCCAGCUCAACCUCCCACAUUGCACCCCAUAGCCUGACAACCCACAGCACACAUCCAACUCCUUGAUUCUCUCCUAAGCGGACUCCAAUGUCCAAUUUGUAAGUCGCUCUGGAUAAGAGCGUCUGCUAAAUGACUUAAAUGUAAAUGUAAGUGAAACUUUGAAUUGUUUUUUUAUUUUAUUUUUUAUAUUGGGAUGAGGAGAGUAGAAAACAGUAUGGGACUUUUAAAAAUCCUUCUGGUGGAGGCAUAUCGAUGCUCGCGUUUCUCUUACACGAAUUUUGAUUGCUCGUCUCCGAGACAACAUAAUGAUGCUAAUGUGCAACAAUGUUUCAUGAUGAGUUGACGUAAUGUCUUUAAAUCACUUUAAUUCACUAAGUGUACUAUGCUAAAUGAGAUAUUUUGAUACAACCACAGAUAGCUAAUGACCAUUUUCAUCCCUCCGGAGCACCAUUUUAAAUACAUUGACAACGGCUAUUUGACAUGAUAAUUACAGCAUUUCAAGAUACAAGAGAAAUAUCAAAAUCAUGAUGUAUUUUGCUAUUAUGACAAAAUGAUUUCAAAUACCUGAAUAAUUGCUAUAGUUCCACACACUAAGUGUUUUUUAAUUUUUUAAACAAACGUUAAUGUUGCAAUGUAACUACGGUGUAUAUAGGCUACAAAUUGUUGCAUAGUCAGACUUGCAAAGAUGAAAUUAGAUCAUUUUCUAAACAUGUGAUUUGCAAACUAAUUGAAACAACUGCAAUAAAUGUUUUAAUCGAUUGAGUUUGCUACACAUCUUGAGCAUGGUAUGCUACCUUCUUGUCCCUGGUUGAUUAAUGCUAAAACAUCAUGAAAUGUUCUGUCUUUCUUUCAGUCAAAAGAAAUAUAUCAACAUACAUGCAUGUGGCAUAACAAAAACAUAAACAUUGGCAUAAUCAUACUACCAUAUUUAGCACAUAGACAUCUUGUUAAGUUAAUUCUCGUUUUAAGUGAUGUACUGAAUAUGAGAAUUAAGUGUUGUAGUUAGAAUUAUUGUAUGUCUCCUAGCACUAUUUCAAAGUACGCAAAGUAAAUGAGCUUGUAAUCUUUCAUGUUUCAGAGUCUGAUGUAAAUGUGCUAAAUAUGUUAGUUUAUGCCAAAUGCCUCUUUUUUGGGGGUCUUUUCCCACAUAUGUUCAUAUAUUUUCUGACUGAAAGAAAAGUUCCGGAUUUUUAUAUAAUUCAUCAACCAGGGGACGAGAAUGUAGCCCACCAUGCUUAAAAUGAGAAGCAAACUCAAUCUAUGAAAAUAUGUAUUACUAAUAAAUCUUACUUGUGUUUUUGUAUGGAUUUAUAGCAACAACACAAACAAACAAAAACGACCUGAUCGCUGAGGAUCGGAGAGCAUGCGUCAGUGGCAGGCUCAUUGUGUGUGGAGAUGUUAUAGUUGUGCGUCCAAUUUGUCUCCGACUACUAAGGACGUUGCCACAGAGGCGAGGAAAUAUGCUCUGUAUGGAAGCGACUUCCCCCUGCGGCGUCCCGUGAGGACCGGACAGCUUCCAUUGUUAUCUGACGGGAUCAGGGCACCUCUUCAAAGCACUCGAGAUAAAGGGUCGUAAUUGGGAGGCUGAGAAGCAAUAGUCAGAUCAUCGAUAAAGGAGACAUUCAAUAUAUCCUGAUCUGCAUUGUCAUAGCUAAGCGAUAAUUUUAGGGGUAUUGUCCCGUAGCUGCUGGGGGUCUUCCAUCUGAAGAGACUGAAACCCGUGAAGGGCUUCGUAUACAGAGAGAAGGGACACCUGGCGACAUUGGCCUGGUUGGAUCAUUUGGGUUGACCAAAUUUCUUCAACUUCCCAUUUCUAGAUGUUUUUGACAUUCUUUCUGGCGAACAUCUGGCUGGAAUGCAAUUUUGGACAGGCCUCUUUGGGGAUAUUUUACGCAUGUGUAAGCAAUGCAAAACCACAUGUACUGUAGCCAUUGUAGGCGUUUUUCAGACUUCUUUAGAGCUUGCUCUCCAUUAUUUACAUUACAAUCAAACCUAAUUGUGUUGCUACUGUAAUACCUUUGAUCUGUAAUGUUUAAACCGACUGCGCCAAAUGCUGUCUGUUGGGCCAGUGGCGCCAGUGCUCACCGGGGUAUCGAAGAGGUGUUAAUGCUAAACCAUUAGAGUAGUAUUUUACUUGCCUUUGCUUUACAUUUGAUUUCAGUGUUGUGGAAGGGGCUUAGAAAGGAAUGAUGUAAAUGAUCAGACUGCAUUGUUGUGUAAAAUCAUUUAAAUAAUUAAUAUCAGAGUGGGCAAAUAUAAAGGAUUAUAAAAUAUCAUUCCAUUCCCAUAAAAUCAUAGAGGCCACAGUGAUUGCAUGAAAUGUAUGUGUACGAUCCCACGACCGUCUUUAAACGUUUCAAUCAGGUGGGGUGCAGAACUCCACCACUUUCGGUUUAGUUUAAUAAAAGAUAUUGUUGCAAAAGCGUUA